AUGCAUACUAUUACUGCUGGACGGAACCGCCAGGAUACCGCCCGUAACCUAGGAGUCCCUGUUUGCAGUGCAGUUACCAAGGAUUGGAAUACGAACGAAGCACCUCCUCCGGGGAUGAAUCUCGAAAUACUUUUGCGCCGGACCCUGGGUGCAGUUGAUUCAGGUUCUCGAAUCUCCGAACUACCCAAAGAUACGGAGUACUUAACAUGGAAUAUGAACGAUCUUGAUAUCGGUAAGGAUGGUCGAAUUGACCUGUCUUACUCCUGCAUAAUGCAGCGAAAUGAGCUGGGGCAAGCGAAGAUGGUAUGA
Molecule: messenger RNA, 309 nt
Organism: Nannizzia gypsea CBS 118893
Lineage: Eukaryota; Fungi; Ascomycota; Eurotiomycetes; Onygenales; Arthrodermataceae
Exons: 2
Coding region: 1-309 (102 amino acids)
Source: RefSeq, a predicted model, not a curated record